Colletotrichum paranaense is the source of this 3747-nucleotide messenger RNA. Its product is annotated as leucine rich repeat protein. Gene Ontology annotation, biological process: regulation of Arp2/3 complex-mediated actin nucleation; cell migration. The record is from RefSeq and is a predicted model, not a curated record. NCBI's taxonomy places the organism in Eukaryota, Fungi, Ascomycota, Sordariomycetes, Glomerellales, Glomerellaceae. The transcript is spliced from 4 exons. The coding region runs from base 1 to 3747 and encodes 1248 amino acids. Gene Ontology annotation, cellular component: lamellipodium; plasma membrane.
AUGGACGCUGCUGCGAACCGACGGUCAAUGCUGCCCACCAUUCAGACAACACAUCAUGGAGAGCCGCACACCGCAACUAAAAGCUCCGCCGCAGAGCUUCGGAGUGUCUCGACACCAGCGCUGGGUGGCAAGAGGCGUAGUUUCUUAGCAAAGACCUUCCGGAAGGUCAGCAGCAGUUCCUCCUCAACCGACCUUGCGUCCAUGUCUGAGGAGGCCUCGAGCGGCCUCCAAAUGAAGAGUAAACGCGUUCUUCACAAGAACAACGGAUCCGGCGGCUCAAAUUCGUCCUCUAUUUUCUACCGCCUCAACCGACGAGCCUCCAAGGACUCUUCCGCGAGUUCGCACAUGUCCGAGGAGACUCCCAACUAUCUCAGCCCUCAGCCGCCAGCGCCGGUUCCUAUCAAGAUUCUCAAGCACGGAGCCUUGAAGACUGACAGCCGCCUGUGGAAAUCGCGCGCCGAGUAUGUUGUCUUAACUGAUGGGCACCUCAUCAAAUUCAGCAGUGUCGAGUCAGCAAGGGCGAACUUUGCUGAGCUUGCCCCGCCGUCUCAGCGCCUGAAGAGGUCUUCGACGUCUUCCACUUUGAGUCAGGAUGGGUCACACUCUGAUGGUCGGGUCGAAAUUCCAUUGAGUAGGAUCGUCAACAUUUUCAACGAAGAGGGUGUAAGCCCUCACUUUGGAUUGGAUGUUUGGUGGUCCGAGACUUCGCCAAUGGUAUCUUGGGCUUGCACAAAGUUGUUCUUUGGAAUGCCUACUGAGCGAGACGAGUGGAUGUCGGAGAUUCGCCAUGCUAUUCGUGAGUCUGUGGGCUCAGCUGUUGUGCCAAAGGGGCUCAUUGCUCCCAACGUCGAGUCCGCCAUUUACAACAUUGUUGCUACACAAGAGCCCGCGUGCCGAGGCUGCCCAUUGGAUAUCUUUCCAGUCGUUCAACGCACCACCCUCCUCAGUACCAAAGCCGAGAACAUUGAAAAUGCCAAAAAGUCUCGUGACGGAUCAUCGUAUUACUUGCUUCUCGGCCAGAACAAGUGCUAUCUUGUGCGAGUCGCCAGGACUUCCGUAUACAAAGCUCCCCAGGACAUCGAAAUCAACACCGUAGUUUUUGGCUUGACGUCCCUGGUCCGCUUGAAAGCGACUAUGGUCCCUCACGAGGAGCGGUUCGUUCUUGGAUUCCGACUCCCUUGUGAAAACGAGAAACGACUCGAGCUGGCUAGUCGAUGGUACAGAGAGAUCGUCAUGACGUUCAUGAAGGCAGAUCGCGCAGUGAAGCCUGCUUGGCCUCAGCACAUGCAACGGCACAUUUUCGACAUUAGGGGUCUCACCGCUCAGUUGCUCCUUCCAACUGGACAAGACUAUGGUGGACUUAAGCGCACCCUCGAGGCGUAUUGUGCGACGUUCCAGUGCAAGCCUCCCGAAUGGACUGUGAAUUGGAAAUGCGAACGCCGGGAGCACUGCCCAGAAUUUCGACUUCUCCCUGCGAAGGAAGCAGGUGGAUACACGGCACUCCAGCUUUUGGCAGUCUUCAAGGCCCUCCGCUUCAAUGACUACUUCAAGGCUCUGUCGUUCCGUGACGUCGAUUUCUCGCCCCUUUGCGGGCUGACCGAUGUUCCGGGAUGGGACGAGUCCAUAGCUGACAUUUCUCGCGAUGGUAAGCCGGCAAUUCCUGAACCUUAUCAAGCAUUCAAGCUAACCGUGGCAGGAUUUGUCAUCGAUCCCAUGCAUCGAGACAUCAUCAGGACUGCCCCACUGUUAUCCCAGGAAAUUCACGCCGUUGCCUUCACCUCUGGUUCUGUCCGUAAGAUAGACUUGACCAACGUUCUGGCAUCGCGGAACAUUGUUGGUGUCUCACGCGCUCGUGCCGGGACCAAGAAGGAUCCCGAGGUCGUUCGUCCUAUCCUUCUUCUGCUCAAAACCCGCAGCACUCCUUGUGAUACUUUGCUGGUUGGUGGGAACCCACUGACGGCAGCUGAAGUUGACGACCUUGUGGGCGUUCUCCAUAUUCCCGAUCUUCUCAAGGAGCUCGACAUUUCUAGAUGCAACCUUGACGAGAGAAGCUUGGAGGAAGUCUGGGACGCUUUACCCUCCCAGGGAUACAAGAUGGAGGCUCUCAAUACUUCUCGCAAUAUUGGACACGUGGAUCACAUGGCCGUGAAGCAGAACCUGGCUCAUUUCUAUAAUUUGCGAAAACUCGGCAUCGCAGGAAAUUGCCUCACUCAGGCUAAGGAUACCAUCUUCCUCGACGAGACUAUCAUGGGAUGGGGACUUGAGGAGCUGGAUCUCUCACACAUCAACCUCAAUGACGCCACAUUGCAAGUCCUGGGCGACUACUUGAAGUCUUCACAGGCCGACUAUCUCCGCAGGCUUGACCUCAAUAAUUGUGCAAUGACCGGUUCCCAAAUCGCAACUCUCUUCCGCAGCAUGGGUGAAGCAAGAGUGAUUACUUGCUCUAUCAGUGGCAACUAUCUCGAGAACGGCACGGAUGAUCUGGUAUCUGCCAUUGUUGACAAUUUCGGACCGACGUCCCUCUUCAUGGAUAUGGUUGAAUUUCAAAACGAAGACAACUACAUCAAGCUCAUUAACGCGCUCUCAGUCAACAAAUCGAUCCGACUGCUUAGCCUGGUGGGAACUUCAACCCCUGGACAAGUCAGCGAGGACGCCUGCAUGGCCGUGUCAGAGUUCUUUGCCACGAACAAAUCGGUCCAGUACCUCGACUUCUCCGGCUUUUCCGCCAAGCUCGACGAGGGUCAACUCGGCCUGGGCUUCUCGCGCUCUCUCUCUGGACUCGCCGAGAACAAGACGCUGCGUCACCUGCGAAUCCGAAACCAAAAGUUGAACUUGAACAUUGGUGAUCUGGCACAUGCGAUCCAACUCAACCAAACCCUUACGACACUCGACGUACAGGAGAAUAACUUCAAUCUGUCCAACUUAUCCCACAUGGUUAGAUCUCUUGACCACAAUAGCUCUAUCCAGGAGUUUUGCCCGUUCUCUCGGUCUGAGCUCAGCCGGGCUAUCAAGUUCAGCGUCCAGAACGUCGGCAUGCCAACGAGCCAGCCGACUUCGUCUCGAGCCCGCCGCGCGUCCAAGGUCCUUUCAAAGGCCACUUUUGACAACUUUGCAAUGGAAAUGGACAAGAACAAUGCUCUCAUGGAGAACUUGAAGGACGAGUGGAGCGUCAAGACGGCUCAGAUUGAACGUCUUCUCGAGAGAAAUCGGACCUUGAGUUCUGAAAAGGAGAUGGCGAUUAUGCAGUGGGAUCCUCAAGUGGAAGGCCAGGAGGAUUGGAUCGCCCUUGAGCUCGGCACUGUCUUCGGAGGCCUUGCCAUCAAGGCAAUGAAGACCCGACGCAAGAUUAUGCAGCCUGGCUAUCGCGGCAGCGUAUACUUUGGCGCAAAUACUCCGCCUCUGGAGGGGAUGGAAGAGUUUGGUGCCUCGGCAGCUCCUCACCAUGUCACUCGCGAGGAAGUCAUGGAAAGCCCCGCGACAGAGGUUGCCAGCGGUUCCUCCGGUCUUCCGACCCCUCCCGAAUGGGCUCCUGCUGAGAGCCCCGUCAAGGAGUAUUCAAUUGCGUCCAGCGCACCACCGUCUCGCGAUGCACCUCGCAUCAUUGAUGAGAACGCUAAUGAGUUCGAUCUUUCUCUUCUCAAACACAUGAUACAACAUGGAUUCAACCUCGACGAUUCGACGCAAGGCCAGGACCAGGACGUCGGCAGGAAAGCGGGGCCCUCAGUGUCGACCACGAGACUUAGAUGA